This is a messenger RNA of Sclerotinia sclerotiorum 1980 UF-70, 777 nucleotides long. RefSeq lists its product with no specific name. The coding region runs from base 1 to 777 and encodes 258 amino acids. NCBI's taxonomy places the organism in Eukaryota, Fungi, Ascomycota, Leotiomycetes, Helotiales, Sclerotiniaceae. The transcript has 2 exons. The record is from RefSeq and is a predicted model, not a curated record.
AUGGGUCAAGACAGCUCACGUAUCUCAUACCCAACUCGUGAUAAUACACCACCUUUGUCACCAACCCACCCAGCCGCCAAUAUCACUCGUGAGAUGGCACAAAAUAAUAACCGCUUGCCGCCUUACGAGCGCCAGGCACGUCAAGGCACAAGAGCUCCUUCAUCUAGAAUAAAUAGCCCUCUCGAUACGACGACGAUUGAUCGAUCUAAUGCCUUGGAUCGGCAAGAAUUCCGAAUGGCGGAACGCAGAACAGCCCGUUCAGAGUCAAGAAAGCGCUGGCGGGGCGAAGCCCGGGACCUUCCUUCUGAGGAAGAACGACAAGCCCGAAGGGCUAGAAUUGGUUCUUAUCGCUACUAUCAUCAAGGCGGACCAGGUCGUGUCACCACCGUUUACACUUUCCAAGAUGCAUUAAAUAAUUGGCGUGCUCGUCGAGGUCCCAUGACGCCCAUACGUGGUCGCCGGUCUCGAUACCUUUCUGAAGAUUCUGAUGCCGAUUCUGAAGAAAGUGAUGGUGAUCGCCACAGAGGGGUCAGACGCAGAGGUGAAGAGCGAAAUCCAUCCGGCAACGUCAGAGCUGCUGCUUCUCGACCUGGAACGUCACACCGCUUCCCGAAUCAUUCCAGGAGAAUGAACUCACAAUCUCAGAUUGCUCGUGAGGAUGGGAGUCAGAGUUUAGACAUCACAAAUGCUGUCGAGGACCAUAACUCAGAACCUGCAUCAUUACCAGCUCCAGAUGAGUUGUCAGCGGCUGAGGCAUCACCCAACCAAGAUCACUAG